AUGCGUUCCCUAACCUUUGCAAGUCUGCUGCUCGGCGCGGCAGUGGCACAAAAGACUCAAGUCAGCACUACUGUCUACGACCAGCUCACUCGUUAUGCGCGCUUUGCCUCGGCCGCGUACAGCUCAAACUGCGCGAAUCCGCCUUUCGGCUCGUCAGUGGAGAAGAUGUUCGAUGAGGCGACCACCGAUACGCAGGCCACACUCUUCCGCGAUCAGAGUGCCCAGGAGUAUAUCCUGUCGUUCCGAGGGACUUCCAGCAUCCAAGACUUCGUGACAGAUUCGCAGCAAGACUUGGUUCCCUGCUCGGCCGCCCACGGUAUAUCUUGCGCCGGGUGCACCUGCUUUCAAGGCUAUCUUGGGCAAUAUGUCUCCGUCCAAGACGACAUUGUCACCACUUUGACAUCAAGCCUCGCUGCGAACCCUGGGUACAAGCUCGUCGUGACCGGUCACAGUAUGGGAGGGGGUCUUGCCUCCCUGGCCGCCGCAUCUCUUCAGGGCCAGAACUUCACGCUCACCGCAUACACCUACGGUCAGCCGCGCACAGGAAACCCAGCCUAUGCGGACUAUAUUGACUCAGUGUUCACCGGAUCGAACAAGAUGAUCCGCGCAACGCACUCCAACGACGGAGUCCCGCAGAUCCCGGCCCAGUCGGACGGGUACCGCCACCACACGACCGAGUACUGGGAGAGCGACGACAACGCGUCGGCCGAGGGGACCUACCAGUGCACAGGACAGGAGCCCCAGGACUGCAACCAGAGCGAGCCGGGCUAUGGCAUCGGCAACGAUGGAAUUGGCAUCAACCUUGCCCACCUCUGGUACUUCGGGGUCAGUAUUGGCAACCCGCUCAGCCCGAACGCAGCUUGCUGAGAGAGUGCAUGGGUGGGUGGGCCCGGGCCGGGUCUGUGGCUUUCGUGUUUGUGGGGACGUAAUGAAAAUCUGGGGGAACCGACUGCGCCAAGAGCUCAAAAGGGUGGGCCG
Molecule: messenger RNA, 978 nt
Organism: Diaporthe batatas
Lineage: Eukaryota; Fungi; Ascomycota; Sordariomycetes; Diaporthales; Diaporthaceae
Exons: 2
Coding region: 1-867 (288 amino acids)
Biological process (GO): lipid metabolic process
Source: RefSeq, a predicted model, not a curated record